AUGUUUGCGAUACAGUCCACAACAGACAGCUGCAUUGCAAAUCUAGGCGAUGUGCCGAAAAAUAUAGAUGUUCCUGACGUCGAGGGUAGUGAUUCCACUACUGGAACUUUCACGUCCGUGGUGUCGUCACAGAAAUCUCAUUAUGCCCCUAAACAUGGUAUGGACAGUGUUGAAUCUUCUAGGAGCACGGACAGUCUCGAUGACCUGGUUUGUGUUGUAGGGCUAGCUUGCCAUCUUCCUGGGGAUGUACGAUCUCUGUUCAGUCUAUGGGAGCUCCUAGUGAACAAGCGGAGUGUCCAAGGGCCAGUCCCACCUGAGCGGUUCAACAUAAAGGGAUUUCACGGGCCGGAUGAUAGCCGUGCCGGUAUAAUGAGCGCGGAUGGCGGAUAUUUCCUUAAGGAAGAUGUCCGUCUAUUUGAGAACAGCUUUUUCGGUAUCAACAACCUGGAAGCUCUUUAUAUGGACCCUCUUCAACGAAAGCUCCUCGAGGCCGUCUUUGAAUGUUUCGAGAAUGCUGGAGUCUCCCUGGAACAGAUGGCUGGCUCCAAUACCGGUGUAUAUACUGGCGACUUCACCUGUGAUUACCAGACCAUGCACUAUAGGGACCCAGAUUACCUACAUCGUUAUAGCGCCACUGGCUCCGGCAAGGCUAUCUUGGCCAAUCGUAUCAGCAAUAUUUUCAACCUUCAGGGGCCCAGCUUAACAAUGAACACUGCGUGCUCAUCCGCCUUGUACUGUCUCCAUACUGCUGUCUCAGCAAUCAAAGCUGGGGAUUGCGACGGCGCUAUCGUCGCAGCAGCUAAUUUGAUAAUGUCCCCCGAACAACAUAUCGAGAUAAUGAAAGGUGGUGUACUCUCACCUACGUCUACCUGCCAUACAUUUGAUAUCUCGGCCGAUGGCUAUGGGCGAGGCGAAGGAGUCGAGGCUGUCUAUAUCAAACGCCUUUCGUCGGCCCUCAAGGACAAUGACAAGAUUUGGGGUGUCAUUCGCGCCACUUCACUAAACGCGUGUGGCAAAACCCCUGGUAUAUCGCAGCCAAGCGCAGCUCUCCAGGAGGCGGUUAUCAGGAAAGCGUAUGCUAAUGCCGCUCUGGAUUUCUGCGAUACUGAUUAUGUCGAAUGUCAUGGCACUGGUACCGCGGUAGGAGACGUGAUUGAAGUGGAGGCGCUUAAACAGUGCUUUUCCCCGCGAGAAAGUCCAUUGAUGAUCGGGUCGGUGAAAACGAACCUUGGCCAUAGUGAGAGCACAAGUGGUUUGACGUCGCUACUUAAAGUCCUACUCGCCUUUGAAAAUGGUAGGAUUCCGCCGACUUUUGGUGUGUCCAAGCUAAACCCGAAAUUGCCUCUUGAAUCAAGCAACUUUAAAGUUGUUACAGAAGCGGAACAGUGGCCAAGAUCUCUUCGUCGGGCCAGUAUCAAUUCUUUUGGAUAUGGAGGCGCAAACGCCCACGUCAUCGUCGAAGCACUGGACAGUUACUUGGGGAGCGAAACCGUUCGCCCCUUGCCCAUUCCAAAAUGCAAUGACCAGCUGCUCGUGCUGCCCGUUUCCGCCGUGUCCAGCCGCUCGCUACAAACUCGCAUAGACCAGGUUGUUGCAUUAGUAGGAUGCUCCAACGCGACAUAUCUCAUGAAUUUGACAUUUACUCUGACUGAUAGAAGAUCUCACUUGAGAUCUAAAGCCAGUCUUCUGGUCAGAGCUAGUGACGAUGGAGGCUCGGAAGUAAUCGAGACUCAACUAUCUGAACCACCCAAACUGAAUCCAUCAGGAUCGUUGCCUUUCGCGUUCGUAUUCACAGGCCAAGGAGCUCAAUAUGCGUGUAUGGCGAAAGAAUUGCUUUUACACAACACUAUUUUCAGCGCAACUAUCCAGGAGCUCGAUAAUGUCUUGCAAGUCUUGCCAUCAGAGCACCGACCGGCUUGGACAUUGAGACAAGCGAUCCUGGAUCCACCAGGAAUCGGACUGGUAAAAGUCUUGAAGAGUUGGGGCGUCUGUGCCUCAGCUGUGGUCGGUCAUUCUUCAGGUGAAAUUGCCGCCGCCUACGCAGCUGGCCUCCUUGGCCAAUCUGAAGCUAUCAUCGUAGCCUAUAUGCGUGGCUAUUCAGUUGCACAGCUAAAGGCUCACGGCUCUAUGGCUGCUGCCGGAAUUGAUGUCCAAUCCGCAGAGCAGAUCAUUGAUAAGCGCGGCUUGAAAGGCGACGUAUGCGUUGCCUGUGUUAACUCUCCCACGAGUGUGACGCUGAGCGGCUCGCUAAGAGGCAUCGAGGUCAUCUUAUCAGAACUCCAAAACCAGAAGAAGUUCUGCCGUAAACUGGAAACAGGAGGCCGUGCUUAUCACUCACACAUGAUGAGAGAGAUCGGUUCUUACUAUGAGACACUGAUUACGCCAUAUGUCAAUGGUAAAUGGGACAAGCUCGCAAACUCGGAUACUCAGAUGUAUUCGUCCGUGGGAUAUAGCGGUGACAACCCAUCAAUACUCAAUCUCGGUACUAACAAUGCUCGCUACUGGCGCGAUAAUCUCGAGACUCCGGUCCAAUUUAACUCGGCGUUACUGAAACUGGCUGCGAGUGGGGAUUUCUAUUUCAUUGAAAUUGGACCUCAUCAUGCAUUGAAAGGUCCGGUUCAACAAACCCUAGCAACCAUGUCUGGGCCAAACAAGAGGUCUUUACCCUAUAGUCCUUCAUUGAUUAGAAAUGAAGAUUCGAACAUAGCGUUGAAGAGGCUUGCAGGAUCUCUUUUUUCUCACGGCUAUGAAUUGAACUGGGGGAACAUCAACAACCUCCCUCGCAGUAUCGCUCUACGGCCGCUUCCUGACCUCCCUCCCUAUCCCUGGGAUUAUUCCGCGGGUCUCUUAUGGCAUGAGCCGCGGGCUAGUACCGAGCUUCGCAACCGCAAAUAUGUACGGCACGAGUUGCUUGGGUCCCAGCAGCUUGCCGGCAAUGGCAUUGAUUGGAGCUGGCGUAACGUACUCCGCCUUAACGAGGUCCCCUGGCUGCGUGAUCAUAAAGUCGAAUCUCAGGUAAUAUUUCCCGCUUCAGGAUAUCUCGCCAUGGCCAUCGAAGCUAUUUCUCAGAUCCUCGGCUUAAAAGACAGGUCCCCUCACGAUAAACCGGUAUCAUUCGAAAUUCGCAAUGUCAAUAUUCGCACCGCCUUCGUUGUGCAAAGCGAAGAUGGGUUGGAUGCGGACGCCAACCAAGUCGAGCUGCACACGACGAUGUCGCCGCGCAAGAUAUCAAUGACAACAACAUCAGCCAAUUGGUACGACUUUUCUAUCUCUUCCUGGACCUCAGAGCACACGACUGUACAUUGUGCUGGCAAUAUUCGAGCGAAUGGGAGCGUAGAACCGAAGAGCACCGUACCAAUUUCUAAUUCGAUUGACCACAAUAUACCCAUGAAGCGAUGGUACAAGAGGUUCGAGGAAGAGGGACUCCGUUAUGGUCCUCAAUUUCGCUCACUUGUGAAACUAUGUACAGAUGGCACUAAGAAUCGACCCGAUGCUGUGUCUACUGUGCGAUUGGUACCCCCAGCCGCCCAUACUUCAUACACAGAGUAUGGUAUGCAUCCGAUUACCAUUGACGCAUGCUUCCAAACUGCAAUAUUUGGCAUUACAGGCGGGAAGCCGAGCUCUCUUCGAGCUUAUCUUCCUGUUUCCAUCUCUGAAUGUUGGAUUCAAGCAGUGCAGGUCAAGACCCCUCAAAGUGAAGCACAUAUCUAUACACGGGCGGCCAGGACUAGUAUUGCAACCCAAAAGGCAGACUGUACACUUCGGGUUGCUGGCGACUCACUUAUAAAUCUAAGAGGGGUGCGUCUAUCGUUGUACACUGGAAAAAUGGAUAGCAGUCAUAGUAGCGAGACAGCCACUCAGCGAAACCCCUGUCUGCGAGUGCACUGGAAACCGGAUAUCUUGCGCCUACAUCCAGGCGUCGAGGACUGGUUCAAGGAAUAUGUGAAAGGUCGUAUGAAGCGGAUUCAAACAGACAUGGCAGAUGAUAAGACGUUGGCCAUCGGGGUAUUGCUCGAACUCGCCGGACACAAGAGUCCAGGCAUGCGAGUGCUAGAGCUCGGAAGAUGCUGCGAUGCUAAGGCCAAAAUAUGGUUGGACUUGCUGAAUAGCGACAAAGCAUUCCCUCGAUGCGGGACAUGGCAGGCCGGUACCCCCCUUAAAGAUGGCGAGCUCGUGAUUGAGGAUGGGGACGAAGGCCCAUUCGACGUCGUUCUUGUUCCCGACUACGCCGCCUCAGAACGUUGCUUCGGCAGGGAUAGCAAAAAGAAUGCCCUUUCUAUGGUUGCAGACCAUGGGAUCAUCAUUUCCCACAAAACGGACAAGGCACUUGGGACCUUGAGCGCUGCUAAUUUUGCCACGCUACAUGUGGGAGAUGAGAUCGUUUUGGCUACACGUACAGCCAAGAUACCCUCGCUGAAAGGGGUUAGAGACGUCGUUAUUAUAUUCCAGGAGCUUACUCCUCACGUCGAGGAGCUGAUAUCAAGUAUCAAAUCGACACUCAAGAUGGCCACCGGCGUAGCCCAAGUGAGCCACGUUUCACUUUCCGAGGUCCAUACCGUGAAAAUUCAUGAGAAGACCAUAUGUAUCUCUCUACUGGAGUUUGAAACCGAGUUCCUGGCUACGAUGAAUCAAGACAAAAUGGAUCUCCUGCGCAGCGUAACAAAUGUCGUUACAGAUCUGCUUUGGGUAACCGGCGGCGAUAUGUUGAGCUUGACGGGCCAAGCAGAUCCAAAUCUUGUUCUUGCCCAGGGGCUAUCUCGCGCACUCAUGUUGGAGCAGCCGUCCCUUCGCUUCUCGGUGGUGGAUAUUGGACACGCACGCCACUCUAAGCAGGAUAUGCAGCCAGUCUGCGAGAACCUGUUGCGAACGCUGGUGCCCCUUUACGACAUGGAUGAUAAAGAGUUCAUUUAUACGGAGGGACUUCUUUAUAUCAGCCGUUUCGGCCCCGACACGGCGCUGAAUUCGCAAUUCCGGCGCCGGCUAGGCAUGGAAGAACGACUGCAUCAAGAAACCCUAGGGAGCGCGGGUUUAGCACGAUUCUCAGUUGGCAUGGCCGGCCGUCCUGAUACCAUAUACUUUCAGAAGUUGUGCGAGCACCGCACCGAGUUGUCGAGUGGGCUUGUAGAUGUCGCCGUCAAAGCUGUCGGUCUCAACGCUAAGGACAUUUAUACCCUAGGUGGUCACUUGGAGACACGUAUGGGGACAGAAGCCUGCGAGUUUACUGGUGUAGUGAGAGAGGUGGCCAAGGACGUCACACACGUACAGCCCGGGGACCGCGUUAUGGUUUUGUGGCCGAACCAUUUCGCGACGAUAGAGCGCGUGCCCUCUUGGGCAGUACACAAACUGCUACCGGACGAGGAGUUUACAACCAUGGCAGCGAUCCCAGUAGUCUAUAGCACGGCCCUUUACGCGCUUAACGACCGCGCGCAUUUAAGAAAGGGGGAGUCGAUCUUGGUUCAUGCGGGCUCUGGCGCACUGGGCGUCGCUUUAAUCGGUCUCGCACAGAGUGCUGGUGCCGUUGUUUUUGCGACUGUGGGGUCGCAAGCCAAAAGAGAUUUCCUUAUGGCUGAAUUCGGGCUUCCGGCUUCGCAUAUCUUCUCCUCUCGCGAUCCGUCGUUUGUGGCUGGAGUAAUGGAGAUGACGAAGGGGCGCGGAGUUGACAUACUGAUCAACUCUCUUAUCGGUGAUUUGAUGCAUGGCAGUUGGGAGUGCGUGGCUAACUUUGGGCGUUUCGUCGAGGUGGGAAAACGCGAGUUGCUCAAUGCUGGUAGGUUGGAUAUGCAAGGGUUCUUGCGGAACGCAACGUUUACAGCGUUCGAUCUGGAAGAUAUGAUCUUGUCAGAUGAUCCAUUCCUCCAGGAUAUAGUUUCCAGCAAGGUAAAGGAGGCUUUAAAGUGGUAUCGCUCACGACACAUCAAGUUACCUCCCGUGACUACCUUUGAUAUAGCGGAUAUCAGUCAAGCCUAUCGUUACUUUUCUACUAAAGACAGGGUGGGUAAAGUUGCGGUCUCUCUCGAGAACCCAGAAAGCAAGAUUCAGGUCUGUGAGCCUAAUUAUUCAACUCUACUCGAUCCCGAGAAGAGUUACCUUCUUGUGGGAUGUCUUGGCGGCCUAGGACGCAGUCUGAGCCGCUGGAUGUUCUCCCGCGGGGCUCGUAACUUCGUAUUCCUUGGAAGGUCAGGCUUUGACAAACUAGAUGCACAGAAGCUCGUGUCUGGCUUACGAAAUGCCGGCGCUAGCGUUGUCGUGGUUAAGGGGGACGUUACGAUUGCUUCUGACGUAACUGCUGCUGUAAAAGCCUGUACAGUUACAGGGAGACGUAUAGGUGGCGUUGUACAGGGUACUAUGGCCCUGAGAGAAGCUAUAUUCUCGCAGAUGACAAGUGAAGCUUGGCAUAUCGGCGUCGACUGUAAAUGGGCCGGAACGUGGAAUCUGCAUCACGCACUCGAGGACUAUGACGGAUCGUUGGAUUUCUUUCUAAUGACCUCAUCUAAUUCAGGAUCGGUUGGCGUGGCAACCGAAGCUAACUAUUGCGCAUCUAACACUUUUCUAGAUUCCUUUGCUCGAUGGCGCCGUAGUCAAGGCAAGACUGCAGUGUCAGUCGGCAUAGGAAUGAUCUCAGAAGUGGGCUAUCUGCACGAGAAUCCAGACAUACAAGCCAUUCUCAUACGUCGAGGAGUCCAAGGCAUGUCAGAGGACGAGUUCCUGCAACUUAUUGACUUCGCAAUAUCUGGGAAGCACAAUAACUCAGAUGUGCAAGGAAUAGAUGACCUUGCGGCAGCCCAUAUCCUCUCUGGAAUGGAAUCGACGGGAUUCCGCAAGCUACUAGCCCAGGGCUUCGAUGUCAGCAACUUGCCAAUGCAGGAUCCGCGCUCGCGCAUGUUGGCUGAAUCGCUCGCACUCGAACUAAGGGUACUAGCAGCACGAGGAGAAGUGGGAAAGAUGGGCAAGUUUGCAGACGGUACAUCGAAAGCUGCCUUAGAAUCCGAUGCUAAAGCUAUGAUAGCAAUGACAAGCGCAAGUUCUAGGAGAGAGGCAAUAUUGCAGCUUGUCCGGAAACAAUUCUCAAACAUGAUCCUGGUCCCAGCAGAGCAGAUCGAUGAUCAUAAGCCUAUGGCACAGUUCGGUGUCGAUAGCAUGCUUGCGGCUGAGUUCCGUACCUGGUUUUGGAUUACGUUUGAGGUCGACGUUUCCUUCCUAGACCUGCGGAGCGAGAGGAAAUCUCUCGACUCCAUAGCUAGUGUUGUGGAGGCGAAGUUUGCCGAAUCCGCAAACAGCAACGCCGGAUCUAAGUGA
Annulohypoxylon truncatum is the source of this 7296-nucleotide messenger RNA. RefSeq names its product polyketide synthase-like protein. The coding region runs from base 1 to 7296 and encodes 2431 amino acids. NCBI's taxonomy places the organism in Eukaryota, Fungi, Ascomycota, Sordariomycetes, Xylariales, Hypoxylaceae. Gene Ontology annotation, molecular function: phosphopantetheine binding; fatty acid synthase activity; oxidoreductase activity. The transcript is spliced from 13 exons. The record is from RefSeq and is a predicted model, not a curated record. Gene Ontology annotation, biological process: secondary metabolite biosynthetic process; fatty acid biosynthetic process.